Molecule: messenger RNA, 633 nt
Organism: Sclerotinia sclerotiorum 1980 UF-70
Lineage: Eukaryota; Fungi; Ascomycota; Leotiomycetes; Helotiales; Sclerotiniaceae
Exons: 3
Coding region: 1-633 (210 amino acids)
Biological process (GO): negative regulation of transcription by RNA polymerase II; chromatin organization
Cellular component (GO): pericentric heterochromatin
Molecular function (GO): chromatin binding
Source: RefSeq, a predicted model, not a curated record
AUGGAAGUCUAUUGCUUGGGAUUUUGUAGUAAAACUACCAUUAUCCAAGGACCCGGUUACCCAGAAGGAGUACGACUCCAUCCUGGUGGUAACAGACAGGUUAACCAAACAAAACGACCAAGCGAUAAACUAGAUCACAAGAAACUAGGACCAUUCAAAAUCGACAAGGUAGUUGGACCAGUCAACUACAGGAUAAAAUUACUAUACACUAUGAAUAUUCACCCAAUAUUCCAUAUAUCCUUGCUUGAACCAGCACCAUCAGGAGCGCCCGAUGCGCCAAUAACGGAAAUCGAACCAGUCAAUCCAGACGUCAUAUACGAUGUUGAAACCAUACUAGAUUGUAAAUAUGUCAGAGGCAAGAUCAAAUAUCUGAUCAAAUGGUUGGAUUACCCACAUUCAGAAAACACUUGGGAGCUCAAGAAAGAUCUCAGCUGUCCUGAGAAGUUGGAGGCAUUUCACCAACGCUAUCCGGAUCUCCCCAAAAAGGACCCGAAGAAUUCUGAAAGGAAAAGGGACCACGACGAAUCAUUUCAGAAGCCCGCCCACGAAGGAAGCGUUGUUGCUUAUCUAGACGAAGCAAUUUCGACAAAGUCUCUUCGCGCUCGCGAUCCAAACGCUCCUGCUCCUGAAUAA